AUUCUCCUCAAGGCAGGCGUGGAGUGUACUUUCCUUCUCGCUUCGGUCUCAUCAGCACCCUCAACCGAACUGGAACUGGAACUGGAAGUCGAACUGGAACUCGGGUUUUUGUUUGUCCGGCGUAUCCUCUCGACAGGUUACCAACUCCACCAGACUGCCACGAAUGAUCUUGCAGUGUAG
Molecule: messenger RNA, 180 nt
Organism: Protopolystoma xenopodis
Lineage: Eukaryota; Metazoa; Platyhelminthes; Monogenea; Polystomatidea; Polystomatidae
Source: the annotation of a GenBank genome assembly